AUGGCUAUCACAGGUAGGGAAAAGGUUAUGGCAUCAGGUCAGGCUCUUAAAUCCCCACACAGCCAUGAAGCUCAUUGGAGGACCAUGAGCCGGUCACAGACUCUGAGCCGAAUCUACCUCACAGGGUUGUCAUGUGGAUAAGUGCAGGUGGGCAACCAUGUUAAAUAUCAGACAGGCACCAUCUGACCCUUAUGUUUCCCUCCCCUUGCAGUCUUGAUUUAUCAGCUACAGUACUUUUAAAAUGAGGCUGCAUUUUAAAUUGCAUUUUAACCUGUAUUUUAAAUUGGUCCCCCCCAUUAUGUUUUUUACUGUGAUUUUAUUGGUGUUAGCCGCCCUGAGCCCGGCUCUGGCCGGGGAGGGCGGGGUAUAAAUAAAAUAUUAUUAUUAUUAUUAUUAUUAUUAUUAUUAUUAUUAUUAUCAUCUCUGUUGCCUUUCUGACUCCUCCUGAAGGCCUUCCUCUUCCAACACGGCUUUUAACGAGACAUCUUUCUCAGUCUGCCUCUGUAUUGGAACAGGGUUUUUUUUAAUAGAUUUUUUAGUGUGUUUGCUGCCCCGGGCUCCUUUGAGAGGAAGGGCAGGCUAUACAUUUAAUGAAUUGAUGUGUACCGCCUUGAGCUCUUUGGAGGGAGAGCAAUAUGGUUUAUAUAAGAUACAGAGGAAGGGCAUUGAAUACCCCUGAAGACAAUUUGCCUGGGAAUUACAUAGGCUGGAAAAUUAUCUAGGCAGAUGUUGCAACCAGCUAUUGUAAGAGGAAAACAUCGUCCUAUUUUUCUCUCUGAUAAACGGGUCUGGUGGGGGUUUUGUUUCUUUUUGAAAACUAAAAAAAAUCAACAAAAAACAAAAACCUUUAGAAAACAACAACACCCUGCCAAACCUAUUUGUCCAAAGGCACAAGCGGAACCAAAGAUCUAGGUUGUCGGUAAUACAGUUUUGGCUUUCUUAAAAAGGGAGAGUUGUUGUUGCUCUCGAGUCUUGUUCGGGGGUUUCCUGCUGGUCCACCAGCAGGUCUCUUCUGACGUCCUUACAAAUUUGGUUCAUCAAACAUCUUGCUGAUUUUACUGCCCUGUCCCAAUGAGCCGGGAAUAUCCUUCAGCCUCCCAGAAAGGGGUUAAUAAUUUUCUGAGAUUUGGGUGAGAAAGGCUGGGGGGGCGCAAGGGGGGGGGGAGAGAUGGACGCCUGGCUUUGCUGGCAGCAGACAGUCCUUUGUCCAGGAGUCAGUGGCUGACGCCUUCUUCCUCAAUAUGAGGCCCCUCCUGGCUCCUGGACAAAGAGAAAGCGGGUUGAUCCAUCAGGCGCGGCUCCCAAUUAGAAGAGCCCUGCUUGUGUUUGUCUUAACUUAUUUUCUCCCCCUCCCCGCCCCCAGUUCGCCCUAGAGCGCCAUUGUCCCCGUCUGUUAUCUCCCAAUUAACAGCAAUUGCACACUCAAGGAGAGCCAGCCUUUGUCUGAGGUCAUCUAUCUGGGGUGGAUGGACAAUGUCUGUAUCUGUGUGUGUCUGCACAGGCCUAUCUGUGCACUUAUUAAUUUUACUGAAAAAUAUUUUUAAAGCAACCCUGGCUGAGAUGUGUUACAGCUGGGGGCAAAGCAAUGGUGCCCCCUCCUUCCUUGCAAUUCCAAGGUGCACUGUCCCCAUGCUGUUUUAGCACCUGAAGCGGAAAAAUCCCACAAGUCCCUCUCCUCCUGGAGAGCUGCUGCCAGUCAGUGUUGACAAUACUGAGAAAGGUGGACUCAGGGCAGCUUCCUUUGCUCCUAGAGAAAAUUCAUUGCUGUUGGGCCUUUUUUAAUAGAAAGGCAAGGAGUAGAGGUAUUAAAUAAAACUCAACUUUCAGGGUGGCAUGAGAGUUCCCUUGAAUUCUUUCCAGCCUUUAUUUCAAGGCUUCCAUUUCAGGCUUGGACUAUGUGUCUAUCACGUUUAGCCUUUCUAGGAUGCAUAAACAUCCUAAGUGUUUUGAUCAACUGAAUGAUUCUGGCUACCAUGAUCUCCAAGGGGAGAUCAAACCUGAUCCCAGCCAUUGUCCAGUGAAGAAGAAGAAACUGCUCUGAUGCUUGCUUUCCUCUUCCCUCCCUAGUCCUUUUCCUCUUGUGUUGUGUCUAUCAAGCACCAAUAUAAAUAGUGAUAAUGAUACCUAGUACAGAGUAAGUCCCAUUGGACUUACUUCUGAGUAAACCUGCUUAGAAUUACCUUGUUAGUCUGUGAGGUCCAAGCAUUGCAGGACCUGUGUACGUUUUCCUUUUCAUCUCCUCCCAUUGCUGUCAGCUGUAUAAUUAAAGCAGUUGCACCAAUGCUGCCAAGCUCUUCACAAGUUAUUAAUAAGGUCACGGAGGUUAAGAUACUUCAAGGUCUCUUUUUGCUGUGUUCUUCUCUUUUUUUUAAAGGCACUCAUUAGAGGAUGAGUGACUGAUGGCUGCUUCAAGUGACUGGGAAUUGAUUUCAGGAGAAAUGACAAAAGGGGGUGCCUUCAUUCAAGACGGCAUCUAUUUAUCCAUCAAUAACAUUUGUGUCCUUCCUUCAAGAAGCUCAGCAUGGCAUGUGUGAGGAUUGCCCUAUUUUUAUCUUCCCAACAGCCCUGGGAGGUAGGCUAGGCAAGGCAAGGGAGAGCACCAAUUGACAAGCUUCAUGGCUGCAUAGGAAUCUGAACCCAGUUCACAUUUCCCAAAACCGAUAUGCAAACUGAAAUGCGGGUAUCCUUUGAAAUUGGCACUACUCUGAAUUUUGCAAUGUUGUUUCCUGACCAAAUUUAUGUGCAAAAAUUCGUAUGUUAGGGGGAAGUGCAAGAUAUGGACAUUUUUAUGAAAAUAACAUGCAGCUUUCUUUCUACAACUGUGACUAUAUUGUAUUUUAAUUUUUGUCAACCUUCCCUGGAAUUAAAUUUUGAUGAAGGCAGUACAGAAAAGUUUUAAAUAAAUAAAACAUUUAUCCCCAGAGUACAGAUGGAAAACUGAGGCUGAGGGACAGUAGCUUGCUUUGGGCUCCUUCGGGAAUUAAUGAGUAAGGUUCAAACCAGGCCUUUCCUGGGUCAUAACUCAUUCUCUUAACCACGACAGUAUAUCAGGUCACUGUGGAUUUAGAAGUGUUUUCUUACGGACCAACACAGCUGCCUUUGUUUUUGCUUUUGUUUUUGCCUUUUAUAUACAUGGUGCCUCCCUAUUAAGAGACUGCGCUAACCAUGGUUGAAAACCCAAAGCAUGGCUUGAAUUUCCAAACGCACCAGGAAACUGUGGUGUAGAGCUAUUCAGCCACUUUUGCCCUUCCAUGUGCUUACAACUCCUGUUUCUGUAGCACAGUGGUCUCCACAAAUUGAGCAACAGUCAAAACCAUUUCUUUGCAAUUUAGACAUCCCGCUUUAGCUGCAACUUGGCACAGUGUCUGCAUGGAGCCUGCAAUUCAGGUGGUGGGAACCUUUUCAGUCUGAGGGGCAACUUUCCGGGGAGCACUUGUCAGCAGUGGGCACGACUAGAGGAAACCUAGGCAGAGUAACAAACAUACAUUCUAUUCUUUUGCACAAUAGGCUAGUUCAGGAUUUCCCAAAUUUGAGUCUCCAGCUGUUUUUGGACCAAAAUUCCCUUCAUCCCUGAGCACCGGUCCUGCUAGCUAGGGAAGAUGGGUUGUAGUCCCUGGGCUAGUUUAUACACACACUUGCAAAACCCUCCUUGUUCUCCAUCCAGGCAAGCAAGAAGCACCAUCAGAACUCAAAGACAUAUUCUGGUCGUUCAAAAGCCUGCAAGGUGCAAAGGCACUUAAGGGUGUGCCUUGAGGAGAAUUCUGUGGGUCAAAGAGAGAGACCUGGAUAGCUGCAUUUGGGCCCCUGGGCCUGAGGUUUCCCACCCCUUCUGUAAUGGUAGAAGAUAGACCUUCCCUUCUGGCUCAACUUCCUUUGUUCCUUUGCUCAGUUGUAGAGCAUCUGCUUUGCACACAGAAGGUUCAGUCCCUGCUUAUCUUCAAGUUAGGACUGCCUGAAAUUCCGCUGCUAGCAGUGUUGAUAAUACUGAGCCAAAUAGACCAACUUGGUAUAAGGCAGCUUCCUGUGUGCCUAACUCCUGUGACUGCACAACACCCAAAAUACCUGCUGGCUCCCCAUCAUCACAGCUGCAUGCUGGCAGUGAGGUGGAGAAGGGCCAAGAUGCGGAGGAGCCCAGUACAAAUGUUGUUUAAAAAACUGAUUUUCCCAGGAUCAUUUAAAAAGCACACACAUUAAUUUGUUGGGGUUUCUUCUUCUUCUUUUGAACAUGUCCAGAUCGUUAUUCUUUCCCACAGCCUCAUAAGGUGAAACUGGAAAUUCUGAGGGAGGAAAUAUAUGUGUGUAUCUGUUCCAUGAAAUGCUUCCUCUUGUCAGGAACAUUUGACUAUAUUCAUAUCUUAACUGAGUCUCUGGAAAUGAGAGUUUUUUCUUUUAUCUGCUUGACGAUACUGUCAGAGCUCAUCUAAUUUAUAAACAGUUCCUGAUGUAACUUAAGGAAGGUUAAGGAAGUAAAAUAUUAUUUUACACUUCACCAUUUCCCCCCAGGACUCCAAAGUCCUCUCAUUGCAGCGUGCUUUAUUUUUUAAAUUGUCUUUAAAAAACACUUAUUUUUUCAUAUUUAGUGGCUGCGUAUAAUCACAGGAAUUGUAGCUUACCUUUCCCACAACUACAUUCCUAAAACCUUUAACAAACUACAGUUCCCCACAUCCUUUGGGGGAAGCCAUUUUAAUUUAGCUGUAUGCUGCUUUUCCAAGGUGGGCAAUGUCCAAAGUGGCAAUAAAUAUUUGGGCUUGUAUCCAGUGGCACACCUACUCAGAACAGACCCAUGGAACUGAAUGGACAUGACUAACCUAGGUCUAUUGAUUUCAGCUGGUCUACUCUUAGUAUGGAUUAGUUCGAUACAACCCUAUAUAAAUAACCAAAUCACAGCAUCAUAUAUGAACGUUACCAAAAUAUGGAGAGGGGCAUUCAUUCUUGUGUACAGAAAACAUAUGGAACAGCCGGAUACCCGUUUGACAGAUGGUUUGUUAUUAGUUUUUGUUUAUUUCAUCAAUUUGUUCAACACUUUGGUCACAGUUGUCUCUCAGUGGUGACGGUAUUGACUACAGAUGCUGUUUAAGCAGGAGAAACUGUAACCAAGAUCUUGGGGUUGGGACUCUGUCCAAGUGUCCUCCAGGCCUUGUUUCUUCAGCAUCCCUGCUUUGCAUCCUCCCUGAAUGCUUUUGCUUGACCAGAGUUCCUCAGUGAACUAUGAUAAUGCCUCUUGCUUCCUGGAUGGAGAGAUGUGGGUAUUGCCUUGAAACCUGACUUUUCCAUGUCUGAAAGGUAGUCUGCCCUCCAUUGCUCCACCCACUUUUGCAUGUAGCCACACCUACUUUUGCAUGUGGUCCCACGCACCAAUGGCAUGCAACCGCUGGAAGGUUGCCCACAAUGGAGCACAGCCCCCAGUCUGAAAAGGGUUCCCCCUACCCCUACUUUAGAGCAAUAAAGGUCACUGAGUUUGUAGCCCUAGUGAACAGGCAAAAAAAUGCAGAUACUCACGAGGACUACUCACAAGUGAUCUGAAGGAUAGGCAUAGCCCACAGGAGAUUAGAAGCCAGCCUUAAUCCAGGAAGAUUGUGCAGGAAGAAUGAUGUCUCUGUCAUGAAAGCAGGGCAAAGAGUGGUUUCUUGCUGACUUCCAUGUUAGUGAUUCAGUGAUUCAGAAUUCAGUGUAGAUUAUUGAUUUGAUUUGCUAUCUGUUGUUCAUAAAAUUCUUCUAAAUAGAAUGAAUGCAUGACUACAGAAAACAGUCAGAAGCAUCUAGAUUAUUUUUUUAAAAUCCUUUGCAUUACAUUAUUUACUGGCAUUUCCAAGGAAAUUUAAAGAAUCUCUCUCUCUCUCUCUCUCUCCUAUAGCAUUAUGUUUACAGAAAAUGCUUGUAGGUUAAGGAUACAAUACCUUUAAGCCUUAUGUGAAACAUAAGUGAAAAAAAUCAUACUGUAAAGGCCUGCCUAAAAAAUAGUUUUUUAGAGACAUUCUGCCAAACUGGGUGUAGGGGGAACCCUUUUACAGCCUGCUACUCUAAAGGCCAACCAGAGUGCGAGGAACCCCCAGAAAUGCCCCCAUUAGUGGAUCUUGGUAGUCGAGGUGGAAUAUAAGGGUACCCCAAUCAGUCCUCUUAACCUAGAUUUUGUCAGGUUUACAAAAAUUGUAAAGCCAAAAGCAAUGAUCCUUCCUGUUUGAAUCCUAAGGUCUGGGGCUCUGGAAAUAACCUAAUGUACCCACCCCAUGGAGACAUCAGGACUGAUGAGGAAGCCCACCUUUAGGUGGCGCACUUGGGUAAUUUUUGACUCUGGGCUAAUUUUUGGAGGGGGAUCCUCUUUAAAUAAUUAUCUGUAUUAGUACUUCAAAAUUAUUACUCCCCGGGGAGGCUCGCCUGUUGCCUUCAUUGCAUAUGUUUCAGUGUCAGGCAAGAAACAUUUCUUUUCACCCAGGCCUUUGGCUGAUUAAACAAUCUACAGCCUUUAAAUGUGUCUCUCUCUAUGUGUGUUACUGUUUGUUAUGUAUUUUGUGUCCUUAUAUUGCAAACCGCAAUAGGGUGGUAUGUAGAAAUUAAACAAACAAAUGAUAAAAAUGUGGGUCUGUGGCUUUUCCUGCCAAGGUGUCAGAGGGCAGAGCUGCGUACUCUGUGCCACCUAACCUGUAUCCCUUAAGCUGUGGAGGAUGCCGUCAUGUUGCCAAUGCUGAUAGCGCCAGAGCUCAGAGGUUGAGCAAUCGCUUUGUAUGCAGAAGGUCCCAGGUUUCAUCCCCGGCAUCUCCAGGCAGAUUUGAGAAUGUCCCCUGUCCAAAAGCUCAGGGGCAGCUGCCAAUCAGUGUUGGCAAUACUGAAGGAGAUGGGCAGAUGGUCUGAGUCAGGGUAAAGCAGCUUUUUGUGACCCGAAAAAGUAAGAUGCAACUGUUAGAAUGGUUGGCUCCUUUAUGUGGAAUGGAGCGGGUAGGAAAAUGCCUCUCCGUUGAAGCUUUAUUAUGAUGUACUUUCAAAUGUCUCCUUGGGAACCAGGGUGAAGUUUCCAGACCUGCAUGAGGGUUAAUGGAGGCAGUGGUGGGAAGACAAGGAACAGAAAUGCUAAGAUCUUCAAGUCACGGUCUCCUAAAUUUCAUAUCUAUCCUCUCCUGGCUGGGGAAAAAAGAUUUGGUUACAUAACACCCUACCCCCAUUCCUAGUAGAACUAGGCAAAUAAAAACCAGAUCCCAUUAUUCUGAUUAUAAACUUUCUGCUUUGUUUUGUUUUAUUUCGCAAACUUUGCUGCUGAUCCUUCUGUAUAAAGAAACACUCGCUAACCACUGCUCCUUUCUCAAUGUGGUAGAGAAUGUGUUUGGCGGCUCUCUAAAUGAAGUUUUAAUUUCUGCAGUCCCGUUUUUAAAUGGCUGAUAGCAAAAUGGAUUUUUUUUGCUAACAACAUUAAAGCUUGGCGUUUCAGUCUUCAAAGGCUGAGUUUUGCUUCUUGCUUAAUAACCUUUCUGUGCGGGCGUUUUAAAACUCUGUCGUGCCUUUUGCAAUCUCAAAGGACAGAGGGUAGCAAUUGUCAGGUAAUUCUGCAUCCUGCCACCAGAUGUCGCCCAAUGUCAAAAUCCAGAUUGACAGAACCUCCUGUUGAAAACAGGUUAGCAAAUUACAUCGCUAUUGUAUCUCUCCGGAUUUAUGUAAACUCUUAAGAAAACAAGGGUGCUCUUUUGGAGCACGGAGCGCGCUUUAACCACCCAGUAGCCCAUACAGUUAGGCUGCAAUCCUAUACCCAGUCUCCUGGAAAAAAGCAAAGCUCAAUUGAGCUCAAUGGGAAUUACAUUUGAGUAGACAUAGGACUGUGCUGCUGGAAUGCUGGGUGAAUUUAUUUAUUUUAUUUUAUUAAAACAAAACAAAAGAAAGCCUCGAAAUGGGUUACAAGAAGAGUAAAGCAAUAAAAUUAUCUGUAAAAAAAACACUUAAAAGCAUUCAGACAAUAAUAAAAAUUGGCAAUAAACAGAGAUUAAAACACAUGUAAACAUUCUGCAUCUUCUCUGGGCAGGCUUGUCUAAACAAAAAUGCUUUUAGCAGGUGCUGGAAAGAGUACCAGGAAAGGGCCUUUCUGACAGGUAACACCUGAAACAGUGUUAGUUCUGCAGAUCGAAGCAGUCGAGUGGAUGUAUAUGGGGCAAGGUGGUUUCACAGGUAAACCUGGUCUCAAGUUGUUAAUAGAAACUCACAGAAACACUUUGAACUUGGCCUGGCAGCAAAUCAGCAGCCAUGGCAUGUCUCCGCAGUACAGGUGUUGUAUGCUGGCACAGUCUUACACCUGCUAGCAAUUAUGCUGCAGCAUUCUGCAUUAACUGUAGGCUCCAGAUCAAGCAAAAGGCCCACAUAGUGCACAUUGCAGUAGUCCAGUCUUUUUUCUUUCUGCAGUAGUCUAGUCUCUCCCCCCCCUUUAUUUUUUUAAAGAAAGCAUCCAGUGCAAGAACUGCUGUGACUGGUCUGGAAGUGGAUAAAUGCGAAUUUAUCUUAUUUUCUCUGCCUCUCACUCUCCCCUGCAUCUGAAAUGGUUUAAGUAUGCUGUUGUUUAGAACUUCUUUCUAUAUUUAGAGUUGUUGUUUUUAAGUGUUUCACAUGCAAUUGUUUUAAAUUGUUUUCAUAAAGAUGUAACUAUUUUAUAUAUGACAUAUUCUUAAAGACUAAUAACAUUAUAUGUAAAUCUAUACCCGAGAUGCUGGUUUAGAAGGCAGUUAAUAAAUCAAUGAUAAAUAUAAUAUUGUAAAUCACUUCAAAAUGCCUCCUGGGAAGCAAAUAAUAAAUGAAAUUCUUGUUAUUGUUAUUGUUAUUAUUCACAGCUUCCUGUGUUCCUAAGAAGGCCACAGAGGGGAUGGAUUGUUCCUGUUUGACAUUGGACUUCAAUGUUGCUUAUUCUGAUGCUGCAAAGCCAAUUUUUGUCUUCUUACGAACACUGCCUUCCAUAUUAAAUCAAGAGAUCCCAUAAACAGAAGAAAUGCAUUACACCAACCUUCAAUAUUUUGAAAGCAUCCUGUAGGUAUGAUUUGUUAUGGGGGGUUUUUCUGCAGCUCCGAAAACUACCUGCACAGAUGAGGGGAAUAAAAACGCAGCCAACCUGUUUAAUUGUGCAUUCAACCCAAUUUGCUUCCGUGGUGCUUGAUUGAUGCUUGCCCUUUGUAGAGCAUUUAUUCUGAUUUAUUUCAGGGGAGGGCAUGCAGCAAGGAACAUUCACCCUGAUUUGUUUGCAGAGGUUAUACACCUUCCCAUCAACUGAUCACCACCCCACACUUUUUAGUGCACUGUCCGGUCAAUUUCCUAUCCACAAAAAAAAAAAGAAGUUGAUUUGUUAUACUGGAGAGGCCACCCACUUUAUAACUUCACAAAUUAUAAAUUUCCAAUAUCUAACACACACAUCAAAUAAAGUGACCGUCUUACAGCAGCCACAGUGUAAGGAUUGCCUUGGCUGGAUCUGAACUCAGGGACACCUAUUCCAGGACUCCGUUGCCAACAGUGGCCAGCCAGAUGCUUCAAGGAAGCCCACAAGCCAGGGCCUUGCCCCUCCUGCCUGCUCUUGAUAUCCAGCACUCUGAAUUUUACAGCCUCUGCUUUGCAGAAAUCUGCCUGCCUUGCUUGCAUAAAAGCAAAGCACCCAUAUAUAUUUAAAUAAUGUCCGCCGGGAACGUUGGUGAUCCCACCACUAGGGGGAGUGUGUCCUUCUCCCGCGAUUUCCAUCAUAUUACUCUUAGUUUCACUCCUUAGCAUCUUGCCGUUGUCCGGCAAAUUAGCAUCACCAGCAUCACCACCGACAAAAUGCUUUAGCAAAGAAAGUGGUUUUUGUUUGCUGUCAGGCUCAUACUUUAAUCCUGGGUGUCUGGAGUCUGUAUUUAAAAGCUAGAAUUGAGGCAGGGCAGUAGAGAAACAGCCUAAGACAGAAAAACCAAAAAUAGCAGUCUUCCCCUAUGACAGUAAAAACAUCCUAAUAACGGGCAGUUUUGCUGUCUGUUUACGGCAGCCCCCAAAUCUGACAAUUGAGUCAGGCAUAAUAAUAAUAAUAAUAAUAAUAAUAAUAAUAAUAAUAAUAAUUUAUUAUUUGUACCCCGCCCAUCUGGCUGGGUUUCCCCAGCCACUCUGGGCGGCUUCCACAGAGACCAAAAAUACACUAAAACGUCACACAUUAAAAACUUCCCUGAACAUUAGGCAGACUAAUGGUAAGGCCAGCUCUUGUCAGAUUCUCGCCUUGGGGUGAAGCUACAAGUUCAGCUGGACAUACAUAAUUUUAAAGGUCUGCAGCUGAUGCAGAAGAGUACUUGCUGCAUUUUGGUAAAAGAGGGAUGGGUGUACUCCCAGUGUCGUCAGACUCCAACUCCCAUCAGCUUCACCCAGAAUGUGCAAUGGUCAGGGGUGAUGGGAGUCAAUUGUCAUUGAUUUAGGUGGUGUUUCGUGGAUCAACAUAAGCAAAUAUAUGUCACAGUCCCCUAGCAGCAUACAAUCUAAUGUUGACAGCAAAAUGAGACAGAAAUACCGUAAGUGGUAGGUGGGAAGGAAAAAGGAGGAUUAACAAAGAAUGGAGAUGACAUUGAGAGCUUUGUUUUGUAUUUUUGCUUUGUUUCAAAAACAGCAUUAUACUUCCAGCCAAUUGUCCUUCAUAAGCAUAUUAGCCAAGAAUGUUUGGGUAUAUCUUGGUAAUUUUUCCAUUAACACACUGUCCCAGAUCUGGAGGUACCAGUAUACUCUCUGUUUGAUUUGUUUUCAGUGUGUUAUUAGCAGUGCUUUUUUUCCUUAAAAAAUAUUUAGGAGUACUCUCAUUUUCCUACUCAUAUUGAAAUACUACCCCUCAAUGAGGCCAAACUUAGAUUUGCAAAAUGUUUAGGGAUAUGCGUACCCCUGCCUACCCCCAGAAAAAAAGCACUGGUUAUUAGUAUGUGUCAUUUGAACAGUUUGGGUGGCGUUUUAUUUAUUUACAUUCAUGGAAAUGCUGCUUAGGGGUUUGAUUGAAGAGGCUGAUCUCUUAAAUAAGUAACUAAAGGAAUGCGUAUCAUAAAUAAAAUAAAUAAAAAACACAAAGUCCUGGCUGUUCUGACCACAGUGCGCAGGCUGAGGGUCACAUUCUGGCUUUAAGCUUUGCAGCAAAAGUUGGAGAGAGUCCUUAUUCUCCAAAGCUUUGCUGCCGUCCACCACAGCCACUGCCACCACCAAACGUCUCCCUGCAGCUUCUCUGGAGCCUAGCAGUCCUUCUCCUCCUCUGCCUGUGCUAUCUGCAAAUGGGGGCAGAUCAACUGCAACCCUUUCCGAGAUUAGACACACAUAUAUAUCUAUUUGUCUGUUUCUCCUUCCCAAAAGGCUUGAGCAAGCGAGUGAGUUUGGCGCAGGGUCGGCUGCAGACUCCUUGGCACCGCAGCUCUGAUUGCUUUGGGUAACCUUUCCCCCUUUUUCCUUCUGGAAGCUUCUUGUGAAGGUUUAUGCGGUGUUUUUAACAGGAGAGGUGGGGAAGAGUCCAUCUCCACCUCCUCCAACCAAUUAAAUCGGCAAAUGCAUGGAAAUCUGGCCAGCGUUUCCAACCAAUUUAUCUGCAGGAUUUCUGGGAAUGCCGCUGGUCAAGGUGAAGUUUACAAGCAUGCACCCCUUUUUCCAGACCCAACACGGGUUCCCUGCCCUUUUAAGGCUCUGAUCUACAGCCCCCUACUCUUUGGCCCUUAUUUCUCACUGUACCUGUGACCUUCUCACCUCUGUGUCUAUUAACCGUAGCUGCUUAAAACUCCCCGCUUUCCUUAAAUUGCUCUGCCCGCUGUCUCUUGCUGCUAUCUGGCCUGAUCCAGCAUCCCACUUAUUAUGUGUGGGAUGAACAGAUGACUAACUGAAAGGUGUAUGAAAACCUGAAAUCAUACCAGGAUGAACGUUCAUUGUCACAUUUAUUUGCCUGUUUGUGCUCUUGAUAAGCUUACUGUUUCAAUAUUUUGCAUUUGUUCAUUAGCAGUUUGUUUGCCACCUCAGGGGUUUAUGAACGGGAAAAGCUUGGGUGCUAAUAUUUUGAUAAACAAAUGCAAAUAAUCAAGGAAACAGAUGUUAAGAGGAUAUUUUGAGGCAGGCAGGGGGUAGGAAAAGUCCAGAAACAGACCUCACUUCUGGCAUCUCAGGUGGAAAAACCUCCUGCUGUCUUGUUGCUUUUCAUGGACCAAAGCACCACGUAAACAGCAGGAUCUGAUGUGGAAAAGCAGGAACUUGAGGAUGUUACUUCCCCAAGAGAGUUGAGUUCUUCUGGCAGAGAAUCACAGAAGAAGCUUGUUCAGGCGUGAGUGGGGGGAGCAGUAUUCACCCUUUCACUCAUCUCCUGCUAGUCUGGCUCCCCCCUCCCUUUCUUGCACUCAGAAUGGUCAAAGGUGGUCCACAAGAUCCUCAGUCUCAGGCCAAAACUCUGAGCUCUGGGAGCUCUCUGUCUUCCAGACCUUCAUGUGAAGGGUCGUAGCUCAGUGGUGGAGUAUCUGCUUUGCAUGUAGAAGGUCCCAGGUUCAAUCCCUAACAGCAUCACCAGGUAGGGCUGGGGAAAGUCUCCCUGUCUGAAAUCUGGCUGCCAGUUAAUAUAGAUAAUAUUGAGAUAGAUGGACCAAUGGUCUGACUCAGUGUUAAGGCAGCUUCCUAUGUCCAUCCGCUCUUCACUCACUGCCGUUCCUCCAAAAUGCCACUUUUAAUGCACAAGUAAAAAGCAUCAGCAGAUUAAGAAAGCAUAUAGGGGGGAAAACAAUGAGGUGAGAACCUCACUGCUAAAACAGCUCAGCACUGGAUGGUGGUCUAUUAGGGGAAAUUGCACACUGCCCCACCAAGCACAGUCUGCCCUCAGCCAGCCUUCAUCUGCCUGUCUUCUUACUUAAUGACCACUCCAGGAGGCAGCACUGGCUGCCAGUUUCUUCCUCCUUAGUCUCAGUGUUGCCCUUGUAGAACUCAGGAGGAAGGAGUCUGAGGACAGAACUAGAAAUAGUUGGCUUCACCUGUCAUUAUCUCUGGCGCCAUCUGCUGUUGGGCUCCCAGCCUAUCGUCCUACCAGUCCCAAGGAGAAGGGGAAGAGGAAGAAGUCAACACCUUCUUCAACAAAUGGUUUUCUCCUGGGACCACAACAACAUAGAAGUGCUUAGCAUUUCUAGGUAAGAGAAUCAGAAUGCAGUUGAUGUAAAAAUCCUUUCCUUAUCUGAGAUCAUGGAGAGCUGCAAUAAUAAUAAUAAUAAUAAUAAUAAUAAUAAUAAUAAUAAGUGUAUGUAUGCUGCCCAUCUGACUGGGUUGCACCAGCCACUCUUAGCGGAUUCCAAUAAAUUAUAAAACCACAGUAAAACAUCAAACAUUAAAAGCUUCCCUAUACAGGGCUGCCUUCAUAUGUCUUCUAAAAGUCAGAUAGUUGUUUAUUUCCUUGACUUCUGACGGGAGGGCUUUCCACAGGGCGGGCAUCAUUACUGAGAAGGCCUUCUGCCUGGUCCCCUGUAACCAUACUUCUCACAAUGAGGGAACUACCAGAAGGUCCUCGGAGCUGGAAUUUGGUGUCCAGGCUGAACGAUGGGUGUGCAGAUGUUCCUUCAGUCAGAGUAGACAUUACUGGGCAAGGUGGACAAUGGAUUAUGAGGCAGAGGGCAGUGUUUUGCAUGCAGAAGUCAAUCCCUGUCAUCUCCACUUUAAAAGAUUAGGUUGCAUGUGAUGGGAAAUAUGGCAAAUGAAAGAUCUAAAAGUGGACUGAGGGAGAUGGUGCCUUAUUUUCUCAGGUGCCUGCUGUCUUCUGAUCUAUCCAUGAUAUAAUUAGAUCUGCCAAUGUUUAUUUCUGGAGCCCAGAUAUUCUUCAGGAAAAAGAACAAGAACUGUUAUUUCCAGCAGCUGGUGGGAAGAUGGUGGAUGAAGUAUUUGAAACUGGAGAUGGGUUGGAUGAGGUAGAGCCUCAUUUCCCCAGCUGCUUGUUGUGGCUGUUAACUUCCAGUGUAUCCACAAAAUAACUGAAUCUGCCAACAUUUCUUUCUGAAGUCCAAAUACUGGACGGGGGCACCAGCUAAUGGGAAGAUUGUGGAUAAAGCAUCUAAAUCUCGGAGUAGGUUGGGGGAGACUCAUCUCCCAGUUGCCUGUUGUUACUGCUACUAUCUGAUAACUAAAUCUGCUAGUGUUUCUUUCUGAAGCCGAACUAUUGGUCGGGUGGUGGUGGUGGGAAGAAGAGUUCCUGCCAGCACCUGUGUUCUGGAUUGUGUGUCCCUCUUCCUCCAAGCAGUGGGUGCCAUCACUAACACCUUUGGCAGUGCACAUGGCUGCUGUGAAUCUUCAGCAGCUGGAGGUGUUGAUGACAGCAUCCCUUCUUCUAUGGGAAACAGGGCUCUGUUCUGUCUUGGCAGGUAACUGGAGGAGGAAGAGGAGGAGGAGGGUGGGGAAAAUGACUUUAAAAGAUUGUGUGCUUUCAGCAUAUAUCAGCAUUCCUAAACUGGAAAGUCACAAGGAAAGAUCCUAUUGGAAAAGGGUUGUGGAAAAGGGAAAAUAAUUAAAUAAUAUUUAAUUGCACAACCUGAAUUUCUAGGUUUGCAGCUUGUUUCCCACCAACAAAAUAGUGACAGUCUGGAAGUAGCCUGGGUUUGUCUUCUCAGUAGACAUCCUCUGUCAGUGUGGUUCAUUGCUAUAGACUGCAACCUUGUCCGUAAGAAGCCAUUUGAUUUGAUUGACAUCCUAUGCCCUUUUAAAAUGUGUUUUUUGGGGGGUGUUAUUGGGUUGUUUUAAAUUUGAUUAUGUAUUUUGUAGUUUUAUAUUUUGAUUUUCUUCUGUGAACUGCCCUGAGACCUCUGGGUAUGGGGCGGUAUAUAACUAAUAACAACAAUAAUAAUAAUUAUAAUAGUCAAAAAAUUGAAUAGACCUUUUUUUAAAAAAAGGCCCUCCACCCCUUAUUGAGCAGCUUUAAAGUGGGUUCUAUAUUAAACCAAAUUAUUUUAACAAACCGCGUUCUGAUAAAUUCAACUCACUUUACAAUGUAUAUAAUCCCUGUAAACAUUCUUCUGCAGUGUUUAUACAGUCAGAACUAGGUAGAAAGAAAACUCUUAGCAAAAUGAAAUAUCUAUGAGGCUGAAAAGAUUAAGGAUUUUUUUAUGAUCUUAAAUUCUCUGCUACGAUUCUGUAGUAGAGAGAAAAUGCAUUUGUUCCCAAGGAUCUCCUUUCUCCUAAAGGUGAGGAACCUCAGGCCUGGAGGAUGAAUGUGGCCCUCCAGGCCUCUCCAUCCGGCCCUUGGAACUCAUCCCAAGCCAUUCCGGUCGCUGCUCCUGCUUUGUGCCUUUCUCUAGUGCCUUUGCCAGGCUGGCAUGUGUCCUUCAGUUGUGGCAACGCCUCUUGCUUGCCUGGAUGUAGAGAGAUGUAUGUGAUGUGAUGUAUAAACCUCUGAUUUUUGCUCUGUAGGGAUAUUACCUACUGUAAGGUAAACGUCAUGUUGCGUUUGCCUCUGGCCCUGCCCAACCUUGGCAAAUGGCCCCUGAAAGGUUGCCUGUGAAGGAAUGUGGCCCUUUGGCUGGAAGAAAAACAUGUUCUCUCCCCUGCCGCCGUCCUAAAGUUCAUUUAAGCAUUUAUUAAAUCAAGGCUGCAACCUUUAUCUAAGAGCAAGCAUCUCAGGCCACCAUAGGAGUCAACAUACCUAGGACUGCACUGACAGACUGACUGGGGCAACCAUAUGCAUAUUGUGAAAAAAUGGAAAGGCAUCACCCCCUCAAAAAACCCAACAACCCCAAAGAGGAUACAGAUUUGCAUUCCUAGCAUGUGUAUGCUUAUCUGUAGAUGCAGUUUUAGAAAGGAUGGGUGUAAUUUAAAUAGAUCCCCCCUGGCCAACCUGUACAGUUAUGGACUUAGAGACCUCUGGUCACAACCCCCACAUUCCACCACUGUAUAUAUGCUGCAGCAUCAAGUGAUGUUAUUUAGGGUCCAGUAGACCCAUGCACUGCUAAAUUCCCGAUUGCUGCAAUUCAGCCUAAUAAGGUCCCACAUGAAAGUGUGUUGCCCCAGAACUGUUUAAAAGACACUCCAGUUGGUGGGCAACUGUCCUUACUGAACUGCUUGCUGAGAUCAAUCCGACUGCCUGAGUUUUAUCUUUCUUUUAAAAAGAGUAACUCCUCUCUUCCCCAUCAUUAGAUACCAGUUAGUCUGCUGGGUAUCUCUUCCAAAAUAUACGCCACUUCUCUCUCUCUUUUUUUUACUUAACAAGCUGCAGGAUCUCUUCAGGAUUUUCUAGGCUGUAUCCAUGUAUUAACACACAUCAUCAGAAAGCUAACAAUAUGGAGUUAAUGUCUUUGGGCCCACAUGGAAUUGCUCUUACAGAACUGCUAUGCCCUCUGCCUUUCUGGAAAGGCUGCUAUAAAAAUGUACCCUUGGAAGAGUGUUUCUGUCCAUUUUGUAAAAUGAGUAUAUGCAGAGAUGUUCACAACACACCCAGUUGUCCUCUAUAGAAAGAUCUCUGUGAAGAACAUCUUUCUGAGUUUAGCCACAGGAAGAAUUUUGUUAUACCAAGUAAAUUUGCUUGUAUUUUUUUUUACAGUUAGGCAAGGAAAACUAUGCAUUGGCAGCUAGGAAAUUAAGUAACAGAUUUGUGGAUCAGUUCUGAAUACCUUUUAUCUUUGUUUUGGUUUAUAGCUAGACAAUUGCUGCUGCUAUUACUGUUUUUAUCUGGUCAAACCGCUUCAGGCUUGCAUGUUGGGACACUCAUCUUGGGGGUAGGGGUGAGGAGAGAAAUCUAGAUAGAAAAUUAGCAUGUAAAAUUAAAGGAUGCAUACAACCUCAACUGCUUCACAUAGGAUUUUGCUAAGUAAAGAAAGUUAUUUUGUGCUCCCCAUGGGCGAACAUUCAGACACGAUACUACAUUCCACCUGCAUCCUGCAAUGGCACAGUCCAGGAAAAGGUUUGCCAUGUGACACUGUUGAAUCUAUAAAGUAACUCCAUGAGCAGUUUGGAGGGGAUGGAGGGAUCUGCAUGGUCAGAAGCCUCUGAGUGACUGUAGCGCCACCCAUUCCUCUAGCUGCUACAAGCACUUUCCAUCUAGGGAACAGCAAGCAAGACUUGGAACUUAGAAUCAUUUUACACGAGGCAUCUGUGAAUGAAUCUCCACAUGAUUAAAAAUCUCCUGGUGAUUGCAGAAGUUUAUUGGUUCUCAUGGCUGCUAUACCUAUCCACGGAAAAGCCCCUCUUAGCACCAGUGACCACUCGCUCACCCCCCAUCAGCGCUUGGUUUUUUGUUUCAAGUGAGGAAAUCACUGUGAUUUUAUUUUGGGCUUGUUCUGAUUUUAAAUGUGAAGCAGCCUGAAAUCUGUAUGAUUGAAAUAAGUUUAAAAAUAAUAGCUAUAUCCUUUACAUCUAAAUAUUUGAACAACAUUUUAUGGCAUCGUUUUAAAUCAGAUACGUACACUGUUGGAAAUUGGUUUGGGGGUGGGGGGUGGGAAUGAAAUUCCACCAGGGUGUACUGUGAAAUGAACAUGUAUAUCUGGCAAACUCUGAAAUGUCUUAUAAAAUAUACCAACAGGCAACCAUGUUAAAGUACACCAUAUAUUGGGUACAUAAAUUCUUUCUUCUUCUUUGGUUUAUGGCCAAUGUUUUUUAAAAUAUUAUUUUUCUCAUUGGCUACCAUGUGGUGGAGAAUGAUCUGGAAACCAUUAUGAGAAUACACACACACACACAUACACACAUACACACAUAAUCUCGGGGGAACAUGUUUGGGUGAGCAUAUAGAGAAGCCAAACAAUGAACAUAAGAGGAGUCCUGAAGAAUUAUGCUAAAGGCCAAUCUGGUCCAUCCUGUUCUUGCAAAAUUGCCAGUUGAUGGGAAGACCACAAGCAAGAUUUUGUGGGCCACCUGGGCCCGCAAGUCAGUUUUACUAGGAAACCGGAGGUGAAACUAACCCCUUUCCAGCCCCGGGAGGAGCGCAGGGAGCAUUCGCACAACACACCUACACACUACUACUACUACUACUACUACUAUUAAACACUGCAGCCAACACACUAACGUGUCGUGACACACAGUUUGGAAAGAUCUGAGUUAAUUCUAUGCACAUUCUGUAAAUCUUGUAAAAUGUUUUCUUUAGCCCAAGGGCCACAUUCCCUUGUGGGAAACCUUCCAGGGGCCACAUGUCAGUGGUGGGCAGGGCCGGAGGCAAAAGUGUUUAUAACUUAUGCUUUUGUACAAGAUGCAGCAUUCGAGGCACACAAACCAAACACACACAUUAUUUCAAUUCAAGGACACAUUCCAGCCAGGCAAAAGCUCUCAAGGAAGGCAUAGAGCAGGGCUGGUGAGGGAGAUGUCCUAGGGAAGAGUCCUGGGGGGCAGAUAUAGAGGCCUGGAGGGCUGCAUUUGGCCCAGGGGCUGAGGUACUCUGCCCCUGCUGUAAAUAAAUAAAUAAAUUUACUUGGAAGCAAGUCCCAUGGUGUUCAAUGGGACUUACUUCCUGCUAAGUGUGCUUGAGGUUGCCACUUAUAUGUUGCUAAGGGGUUAACUCCCCACCCCACCCCACCCCCCACACUCCCUGAAACUUUUGAAGACAUGUACAAAAAUAUUAAUCCAGUUGCCUGCAGGAUUCUCUGAAAUUGGAUUUUACUGCGAUAAUCAAAACGUAUGUUUUUGGAUCAACACGACAACCUUUCUUCAAAUACCCCCACCCCACCCCCUUGAACAAGCCGUCUAAAAGGGCAUCCAUAGUCAAAUCCAUCAUAUUUAUUACAUUUAAUCAAAAUUUGAUUUUGGUUAAAUUUAUUCCAUAUGCAUUGUGCAUGACGUGUUCCCAUUUCAAGUCCUGAAACACAGUUCUAUAAAUAUCUCCCUGUUAAGUGGCAGCUACGAUGGAUCAGAUACUUGGCCAUUGAACACUAAUAUGUUCAGGGCCAAAGAAAAGAGCCAACCUGGUAAAACGCCUAGAGUAUUGGGCCUUGGGAACCUGGGUUCAAAUCUCUGUGAAACUCUGUGGAUGACCUCAGGCCAACCAAUAUAUGUCUUACCUAGCCUCCUUCAGGAGGUGGUGGACUUUCAUUCAUUGGAGGUUUUUAAACAGAAGUUGGAUGGCCAUCUGUCAUGGAUGUUUUAGUUGAGAUUCCUGCAUUGCAGGGGGUUGGACUAGAUAACCCUCGGUCCCUUCCAACUCUACAAUUUUAUUAUUCUACCUCGCAGGGUCAUUGUGAGAAUAAAAUGGGAUAGUCCCUAUGUGUGCUAGCCCCAGCGCUUGGGAGGAAGUUACCUCAGAUUAACAAAUAAAAAACUGUACAUUGUCAUAAAAUUGUUAUACAAGGGAUGGAGAACCAGUGGUCUUCUCAAUGUUUCAGGACUACAACUCCCAUCAGCCCCGACUAGGAUGGCUAAUGGUUGGAGAUUAUGGCAGCAAUAGUCCAGCAACAUUUGGUGGGGAGCUGGUUCCCCACCUUUAACAAACUACACUUCCCAGGAUUCUUUGGGGGAAGCCAAAGUGGUAUGAUACUGCUUUAAAUAUAUGGUACCGAUGAGGCCAACUCCUAUCAUCCUUAGCCAGCAUGGCCAAUGGUAAGGAAUUAUGGGAGUUGUAGUCCGCAACAUCCAAAAGGCACAGCAUUGGUUACCCUUGGCCUAGGGCACGUUUCCUCAAACUCAGCCCUCCAGAUGUUUUUGAGACUACAGUUCCCAUCAUCCCUGACCACUGGUCCUGCUAGCUAGGGAUCAUGGGAGUUGUAGGCCAAAAACUUCUGGAGGGCCGAGUUUGAAGAAGCCUGGCCUAGGGCCUACUCAAAAUACUGUAGUUUGAGGGUCUAACAAAUUUCCUUCAAAUGUCCUUAUUUCUCCUCAGAUAACUGCAAUUCCCAGUGUCUCCAAGGGAAAGAGUAAAAAAAAGAGGAACUAAGAAACCAGUUAGGGCCAAUCUCAAUACAUUUUGCUGCCUGAGGCAGUAAUGCAAACACAGCACACACCGUUGGUUAAGAGGCCUAGUGCCCAGGCUGGUGAGGUUAUUUUGGCACCUGAGGCAGAAAGUCCGAUUAGAACCUCUCCUCCUUCCCUGGCAAUAAUAAAAAAUAGAACUUUUAAUUCAGCAGCUAACAAUUUGCUGCCACUUUAUAACAAGCCCAGUCCUGCUUUACAGCAGCACAGGCGACCUGAAGCCAUUUUACAGGUGGAGGUGUUGCUCUGUCUUUAAAGCAGGACCGCAGGCCUGAAAUGUGACCUUUGGGUCUCUUCCUUAGACUGCACAUCCUCCCCAGCCAUAUGCCUCACCCUCCUUGAUUAUUUUUGCCUGGCUGGAAUGUGACCUUGAACUCUGAUAACGUUCCCUGCUUGCAUGGAUGGAGGGUAGAAAAGGAUGUGUGAAGGAUCUAGCCUUCCUUAAAAAGUCAAAAUCCACAUUCGCCUGCAGUUGCCUCUGGGAAAAAGCUUGCCCAGGCUGAAGGUGCACAAGGCCCCUACCAGAUGAAGUGAGGCAGGUGUGGGUAAUUGCAGAAGAUGCAAAAUGUCAACAGGUGUGUGGAUCUUAGCAUCAAAAGUACUUAAGUGAUAGAAAGGAGAGAACCUCACCAGCUCUGAGGGGCUGAGUUAAGUAACUAAGGUGAGGGCAUACUCUGGAAAGAGAUGAGAGCAGAUACAAUUUAAAUGGAGGCCAGGAUUGACAAGAGCAUUUUACAUUGCCAACUGUGUCUGGCUAUUUUUAAAUUAUUAGCUGGGGUGUGUGUGACUAUUUUAAAAUGGUCUUUUUGGCUUGAGAUGUUCUCAAUGGUUUUAAAAUGUGUUUUUGUUUUAUUUUUAAUUGUAUUACUUUACUGCUUUGUUUGCUGUCUUGGGUUCCUUUGGGAGGGUUUUAAAUAAAAUUAAAUAGAAAUGCAACCGAUAAAAAGAUAUCCACAUUUAAAAAUAAAUAAAUCCUAUUUUUCUUACUAAUUUAGCUGCUCUACCACUGGAAGGAUGA
Messenger RNA from Podarcis lilfordi (Lilford's wall lizard), 20848 nucleotides. NCBI's taxonomy places the organism in Eukaryota, Metazoa, Chordata, Lepidosauria, Squamata, Lacertidae. The record is from the annotation of a GenBank genome assembly.